GAAGUAACUUAAAGAUGAAGACCACAGCGGCUUUGUUCAUUUUGUGCCUCUUCCACUUUCAGGGCAUUAGCUCUGAGACCUCGAAAAUCAAGCCACCUAGUGACCAUGCUGGUGUCGCGGCAGGGUGCCAGGACAAUUGUUGCCAAUUUACCUUCGUCUUAAGAGAGCUGGAGUCCAGACUGAGAGCAACUGAGAAACAACUGGAGGAUCUGAGAGGAGCAGUCCGAGUUCAGCAGGUGGCAUUUGGAGCAUCUAGUGGCAUUUCUGGACAUUUUGGACCUUUUAACACUGAGGUCACACUGAUCUACAAGAAUGUCUACGCAAACACGGGAGCAUACAACCCAACAACAGGUAUUUUCACUGCUCCAGUCAAAGGAGUCUACUACUUCAGCUUCUCUGGCCAUAAUUUGUCAAGUAGACCGAUGGGGCUGCGCCUGAUGAAGAAUGGAGUGCAGAUCAUUACUGUGUACAACCAUCCAGCUGGAAACCGCCACGAGACAGCAACCAAUGGCAUUACCAUACAGCUCGAGAAGGGAGACCAGGUGUACAUGAGACUCCGGGCAAACACCUGGAUUUUUGAUAAUGGCAAUAACCACAGCACCUUCAUUGGCAAUUUGCUAUUCCCUCUGUAAAUGAAAUAAAGCUCAAAUAAGCAAAAAAAGAGAAAAAAGGCUUUAUACAAGAGACAAGUAAAGUGGGAUGGUGGUAAUUGUUGUUGCAAGUAUUGUUACAAUAAAAAAUUGGAGACUUGAUACACAGCUGUUUCAUUGGCUUAUAAAGUUGCUACCUAUUACCUUCAAUUUCGGUCUAUGGUCUCCGACAAUGCCAGAGAAAAAUAUCUGUAUAUUUCGCAGCUAGAUACUUGACUGUGCUCCACAGCCACUCUGUCAUUUUCUCUGUUAGCUGAGAAAAUGCUGCCGGGCAGAUAAUGUAGUGUGUUUAUCACUGUUGGAAAACAAUUGCCUCUAAGUGUGGAUGAUAGCAGCUCAGUUUGAACAACUUGUAUUCACUGACAUCAUGUUUGCCUUUAUAAAGUGAAAAGAAACAAACUGAAAAGAGUUUGUUACCUCAAUGAGAAGUUGGAGGUGUGUAGCCUGACGCCAGCAGCUCUUCAUCCAACAGCUCACUGUGGCCUGACGAACACAUCGCAUUUCCUGUGACUACUUCAUAAUAAAAGUCACUUUGUGUUUCACCAGUUCAACGCUUUAAAUGUGAAGCAGUCGGAAAUGUUUGGUUUACGUUUGCAGUAACUCAAUACAGCACACAACGACACACAGUUCAUAAUACUACAAAUAAAUAUUGCAAUACUUGUGGCUGAGCCUAUCUCUUUGUUCUCAGUUUUCUAACUCUCUGGCCACAUUCAGUGGAGCUCCAUCAUGUAGUGACCUGGCCUAUGUCACCAAGUCUUCUUCAUGUCCUCAACGGGUCUUUGCUGGGCCUGUGGCAUGACUUGGCGGGGUGUCCUGUAAAGGAUCGGGCUGGGGGAGAAGUUCAGUAGUUCAAUAAAAAAUGUUGAUCUCCACCAUAAAGGGACAAAAGAGUUAAGAGUGGAGAAGAACUGUAAAAUCAUGUCAUAAUCCUCUCUUAAACUUGCUACCGCUCAUAUUUUUGACAUUACACUCACAAAUUCAGCACAGUGCGCUUAGCAGGGUCUCCUGCACACACAGAUCAUUAGACAUUUUCACUCUUUCAAGUCUUAUGUACUUGGUCAUGAUGCAAGCCAGACGCCCUGUCGAUUCUUACAUACAAAGACUGACAUUUUGGCCCAUCAUAUGCAAAUGCAUCCAUUUAUUCUCAAAGAUCUGUAACUAACACUUUUUACUGUCUGUAGCCGAAUACAUUCCUGUAUCAUGUACUCUCUUAUCUUUCUUAUGUGUUAUAUUCCCAGAUGUUGUUUUUGUU
Molecule: messenger RNA, 1902 nt
Organism: Chelmon rostratus (copperband butterflyfish)
Lineage: Eukaryota; Metazoa; Chordata; Actinopteri; Chaetodontiformes; Chaetodontidae
Product: cerebellin-4-like
Exons: 3
Coding region: 15-632 (205 amino acids)
Molecular function (GO): protein binding
Source: RefSeq, a predicted model, not a curated record